Molecule: messenger RNA, 2779 nt
Organism: Synchiropus splendidus (mandarinfish)
Lineage: Eukaryota; Metazoa; Chordata; Actinopteri; Syngnathiformes; Callionymidae
Gene: sox9a
Product: SRY-box transcription factor 9a
Exons: 3
Coding region: 343-1812 (489 amino acids)
Biological process (GO): positive regulation of chondrocyte differentiation; oligodendrocyte differentiation; negative regulation of transcription by RNA polymerase II
Cellular component (GO): nucleus
Molecular function (GO): DNA-binding transcription factor activity, RNA polymerase II-specific; RNA polymerase II cis-regulatory region sequence-specific DNA binding
Source: RefSeq, a predicted model, not a curated record
ACUUGGGGAUUCUACUUGGAGACCAGAAGGAGCACUUUCUCUUUCCACAGAGUCAAAGGCAGACCAGACUGAAUAUUUUUGCAUUUCAGGACGCAGAACUAGAGUGUAACCCGUCGUUCUUUGGAGUGAGAGACUCGUGCGUAAAGCUGUUACGCACGGCACAGGGAGCCACAGAGGAGCUGCAGCACCCCGUUUCUUUUAAAGACUUUGCAUUAGUCAUCUCCAACGCUCUAAAGACAAUUGAAAGGUUUUGAUCUGGUGAGAGAAAGCUGAUUUUUUUUCUCCCCCUUAUUUUUAUUUUUUUUUAUUUCACGCGUAGUUUGGCACCACACCAUUUCUCGUAUGAAUCUCCUCGACCCCUACCUGAAGAUGUCGGAGGAACAAGACAAGUGUCUCUCUGAAGCCCCAAGCCCAAGCAUGUCCGAGGACUCCGCGGGCUCUCCGUGCCCGUCAGGGUCCAGCUCUGACACGGAGAACACCCGGCCGUCCGAGAACGGGCUGCUUCUAGCCGACGGCGUGAUGGUCGACUUCAAGAAAGACGAGGACGAUAAGUUUCCCGCUUGCAUCCGCGAGGCGGUGUCCCAGGUGCUCAAGGGCUACGACUGGACCCUGGUGCCAAUGCCUGUGCGCGUAAAUGGAUCAUCCAAGAACAAGCCACACGUGAAAAGACCGAUGAACGCGUUUAUGGUUUGGGCCCAGGCAGCCAGGAGGAAACUGGCGGAUCAGUACCCGCACCUGCACAACGCAGAGCUCAGCAAAACUUUGGGGAAACUCUGGAGACUUCUCAAUGAAGGCGAGAAGCGUCCGUUUGUGGAAGAGGCAGAGCGGCUCCGCGUGCAGCACAAGAAGGAUCACCCGGACUACAAGUAUCAGCCGCGGCGGAGGAAGUCCGUGAAAAACGGGCAGAGUGAGUCGGAGGACGGCAGCGAACCUACACACAUUUCCCCGAACGCAAUCUUCAAGGCUCUCCAGCAGGCGGACUCACCUGCGUCCAGCAUGGGAGAGGUGCAUUCACCUGGCGAGCACUCAGGCUCUCAGGGUCCCCCGACUCCUCCCACCACCCCGAAGACUGAUGUCAACUCAGGCAAGAUGGAUCUUAAGCGUGAAGGAGGCCUCCGAUCUCUUGCGGAUGGGCCGGUCGGGCGUCAGCUCAACAUCGACUUCCGCGAUGUAGACAUUGGCGAGUUGAGCAGUGACGUCAUCUCCCACAUCGAGACCUUUGAUGUGAACGAGUUCGACCAGUACCUUCCGCCAAACGGUCAUCCAGGCUCCGCUGGCAACACCACGUCCGUCACCUUCACCGGCAGCUACAGCAUCAGCACAGGCGCGCCCGUCAGUCCACAGGCGGGUGGGGCCAGCGCUGCCUGGCUGGCGAAAAGCCAGCAGCAGCAACACACCUUGACCACGCUGGGCAGCAGCAGCAGCAGCAGCAGCUCAGAGGCAGGCCAACACAGAACCCAGAUCAAGACUGAGCAGCUGAGUCCAAGUCAUUUCAGCGAGCAGCAGGGUUCUCCCCAGCACGUCACCUACAGCCCAUUCAACUUGCAGCACUACAGCCCCACAUCCUACCCGGUCAUCUCCAAGUCGCAGCAGUAUGAGUACAGCGAGCACCAGGGUGGCAACUCCUACUUUAGCCAUGCUGGAGCUGGCCAGGGCUCAGGUCUGUACUCAACUUUCAGCUACAUGGGCAGCCCCAGCCAACGACCCAUGUACACGCCCAUAGCCGACAAUUCGGGGGUCCCAUCAAUCCCGCAGAACAGCCCUCAACACUGGGACCAGGCUCCGGUUUACACCCAGCUGACCCGACCCUGAGACCAGGGCCUCUGGCAGACUAUGGCUUCAGUAAUGUACAACCAAACAAAACAGACACUUGAAAAGAAGAGCCGGACUUUUGAUUGGCUUGCUUUGUGCCUUACAAACUAGAUAUAAAUAUAUAUUUUUAGAAAAGUGAAAAAUUAAAAUCCUCUGUGAGGAUUGCUGAUUGUCCAUAUUUCAGUAGGUACUGUAUAUGUAUGAUUUUUUUUCAUGUCCAUUUUCAAUUUGUAUCGCGGGUUUAUGAGGGUGGCGGGGAGGGUUGGGGUAAUUAUUUGUGAUUGUAGAUAUUAAAGCUUUAUAAAUCUCGGGAUAUUAUAGGAAAUGAAGGUUCCAUUACACAAGUGUUGCUCAUUGUGUUGCCAACUAUUUUUGCUUUGAAGCAGAAAUAUUGCAUUACGAGACAUCUCCUUUUACCAUCUGUGCCUUGGACUCAACCCUUUCCUCAAAUUCGUGUUUGUCUUUGUGUCCACAGCUGACAUUACACUUAGCAUCCACCAGCAUGUGUCUGACAGCUACAGGAAAUGCCCUUUGACCUCUGUCAAUGUUCCCCACGAUGCCGGUGUCCAACACCCCUCGCCCCUCUGACCCAGUCGACUUAAUUUAUUUAUUAUCUUUAAUUUUAUUGAUGAUUAAUUAUUUGGCAUGCUAACCUUAUAGCUCAGCAUAUACCUGCCUCUUGUUUCAACCGUGUGGUACUUAAAUGACAUGGUUCAUGCUCUAAUCAUUAUUUAUCUUAUCUAAAUGUUUGUUUUGUGUAUAUGACUCUUUUUGUGCCAUCUAAACUAUUUAGCAAAAUGUGUAUUUGUUUCUUUUUUUUAAUUUUCUUAUUGGAGAAAAGGCUGAACUGGAAAAUGAUGUAUUUUAUUUUUAAAGUGUUAGGUUUUUAUUUUUGGCUUCCGGCUCUGUAAGCUCGACAGACAAUGUCUCUUUCUCUUUUGCUAGUUUGCAUUGUAUUUUGUACUGU